UUAAAGAGAUCUAAACAAACCCACACAACACUUCACCACUAUCUCGUAAUCUCUCUGUUCCUCUUUCUUGCAGCUGAAAAUGACAGAAAUUCAUAAGUACAUGAUCGAGAACCCUAUGUUCGAACCUUGCAAGCCACAAAAACGAUAUUAUCACUCUUCUUCGUUGCUCUCCAUCCUGUUAUCGAUCUUCACUUACGUUUUGAUAUUUUACGUUUUUGAAGUAUCUCCAUCGUCGGUCUUCAAAGAUACAAAGGUUUUGUUCUUCAUAUCCAACACUCUUAUCCUUAUAAUCACCGUUGAUUAUGGCGCUUUCACUGGUAACGAGAGGCACGACUUUUCCGGUGAGUAUACUGCGGCAGCGGCAGCAGCGAUGAGACGCCGUGCAUAUAACUACACUCCAGUUCCCGUCUUCACAUACGGAGAAAACGCUAGACAGCAAAACUCUGGCCAUGCAGAAAUGAAGAACCGUAAAGAUGUUGAAGAAGAAUCGAUGGUAAAAGAUAUUGUGUGUGUUUCAUCGCCUCCUGAGAAAAUAGUGAGCCAGGAAAAGUUGAGAGAAGAUGUAGCAAAAGAGGAAUACAAACCGGUUAGUGAAAAAAGUAGUGCCGUUAAUGAAGAAAAUCGCAAAGCAAGAAACCAUGUGAACCGAAAAUCUUAUGGACGAACUAAAUCAGAUAAACCACGGCGGGUUAAGAUAACCGAAGAUGAAAAGGCCAAACGUAAAAGCUAUCGUCGAAGCGAAUCUGAUAGCUCCAAAUGGAUGGUUGUUUCACAGAAACGGGAGAAUGUUGAAGAAGAAUCUGACGAGUUCUCAAAGAUGUCUAACGAGGAACUGAACAGAAGAGUCGAAGACUUCAUCCAAAGGUUCAAUAGACAGAUCAGAUUACAAUCACGAGUUUCAUCUACAUGAUUUGAAUUGCUCAUAGUAUAAUAAAGCUAGUAAGAGCUUUUAUUUUUUAUUGCUAGAGUUCUUUUUUCUUUUUUAUUAAGACUUUGUGAUGAGAUGACUAUCUUUGCAGUCGUCGGUGUAAAUUAAUACACGACAUGAAAAAUAUAAUUGUUACUGCCCUGAUAA
Molecule: messenger RNA, 1075 nt
Organism: Raphanus sativus (radish)
Lineage: Eukaryota; Viridiplantae; Streptophyta; Magnoliopsida; Brassicales; Brassicaceae
Exons: 1
Coding region: 80-910 (276 amino acids)
Source: RefSeq, a predicted model, not a curated record